Akanthomyces muscarius is the source of this 1857-nucleotide messenger RNA. RefSeq lists its product as uncharacterized. Lineage: Eukaryota; Fungi; Ascomycota; Sordariomycetes; Hypocreales; Cordycipitaceae. The transcript is spliced from 3 exons. Bases 1 to 1857 code for a protein of 618 amino acids. The record is from RefSeq and is a predicted model, not a curated record.
AUGUAUCAUGUCAUGAAUUCAUCGACGCGCCCAGACACGCUUGCGCAAUACCUCUUGCCGAAACGUCGCCAUUUGGAAACCCUCGAAGACUUGAAGGCCAUCAUCGACGAGUCGAUCCGCGAGAUACAGCGACGUCCGAGUUUCCACAGCCUUGCAGUCUCCCACAGACGCCUGGUGCAGCCAAGCUAUCCUACAUUCAUCAGAUUCUCCGUCCUCCGCAUUGCCCAGAGCAAUUGCUCCGUGGACAGGGUUGUGGAGGCGGCCAGCAACUUUCAUGGCUAUGGAAACUGCAAAGCUACACAUAAUCUUCAUUUUCCGAUUCGAUUGGCGAUAAGUGACGGCCGAAACUGUCCAUUACCCUGGCAAGGCUCUCGCAGCGUGCCGGAUGUGCCUGGCUAUCCGCUAUUUUACACACCGAUUGAUAGCAAGCAGGUCAAGCCACGCCCGUCCGCCGCUCUGUUCUCUUUCAAGCGUAGCGCGGCCCGUGCGAAUGCGGAUACGCCAGGUCCAACUAGGAAGUCAGGCAAGGCGAACACCAAGUACGCAGUCGCAGAACAAGCCUGUGUAAACAGAUCCUCUAGCACCGGCGAUAACCAUAUUGCCUUGUUUGUCAAGGCUUAUCUGGCAUACUUCGAUGCAAUUGCUGCAGCCCUGGAUGGCACUAUACUGCGCCACAAUGCCGACAUCACACAGUUGUCAACACUGAAUAUAGCUGAUCCGCGAUUCUCAAGCCACGUUAUCCGCAAUUUGCCUUCAUCUGAAAUGGUAAAUGUGUGUGGGCAACCGCGCAGGUAUCAAGAGUUCUGGGCAUACUGCUGUCUCCCUGCUCCUGCGGUCUUUGCAUCAGCGCCUUCCAUGGCACAAAUCAAUGCAACGGCUUUCAGCAUGUAUGAGUUGUUGGGCAUGGAAAUGACCUGCGUUUGCGACGUUCCUUUGAAAUUAUCUCCAAAUGGACCAUAUUUUUACGCAAAGCCAAACCUGAUUAUUUCGUAUAUCGAGACCUACGCUCACCAAAACGGCAUUCAAAACCAGCUCAAUGAGGCAUUACAGAUCGCGAUGCUUUGGCCAUGCCUGUUACAAACCGAUGCGCCCGUCACUUUACCAGCAGCACUUCAUGCCACUGAUUGGAUCACCGAAAACUUCACUCCUCCAAAUACCGAUAUCAUAGAGAUCGAUACGCCAUCAGAGGGACUGGUCUCCUCCAAUCCAGCUGUUGUCUUGGCGUCUACUCUCGCUGGUGCUUGGGCUUUGCAGUCACAGCUCUAUGAUUUUAUUGGCAUCAUUAUAUCGGAUCGCCGGUGCUGGGACGUGGGACACUCGGAUCUUGAACGCGCAUCAAAGUGGCUGCAAAGCGUUGCUUCGGAACCUGGCGCUGGGUGGGAUCUGCUAUUUCGCCACCAUUUCGAAACAACGCCAUCGUUUCUGCAACUUACCGGCCUGGAUACGGAAUCCAUCUCCUGGUUCGAGCUUCUAUCCAGGUUUAGCUUGAAAGAAUGGCGAUAUCCGGCACAUUUGCGGUUGCUCCAGCCGUUCUGGACAGCAACGUCUGUAUGCUGUCAGCUACCAUGGGAGAUUGCAUGGCACCCAGACAUCAUCAGUUCGCAAGAACGUAUCACUGCAUCGCCGUCAUUCUCGCGAAAGAUAUUCCCUGCGUUGUCACUGCACGGUGUCGUGACCAUUACAGCAACUAAAAGCUCUCAUGCGCCGCUAGAACUGAUAUCUUCGUGUGGCCUGCGAGUCAUCGCGGAGUUUGAUUGUUACCAAAUGCGAUGGCCGCGACGGAACGGUGCUAUGAUACACCGGGGAUGGCGAAUCCCAUUGCUGUCACAGCCGCUCAGCGUCGACUGGAGCAAGUAA